This is a messenger RNA of Teleopsis dalmanni, 1368 nucleotides long. RefSeq names its product L-lactate dehydrogenase. Gene Ontology annotation, biological process: carboxylic acid metabolic process. Gene Ontology annotation, molecular function: L-lactate dehydrogenase (NAD+) activity. The transcript has 3 exons. Gene Ontology annotation, cellular component: cytoplasm. NCBI's taxonomy places the organism in Eukaryota, Metazoa, Arthropoda, Insecta, Diptera, Diopsidae. Bases 220 to 1218 code for a protein of 332 amino acids. The record is from RefSeq and is a predicted model, not a curated record.
GCUCGCAGUUUUGUGAAAAUCCAGCAAACGCAAUUCAGUUUUGCUUUCAAAAAUUCAUUUCAGUUCGCAACGAAGCGAGAAAGUGAACAGACGUUGUUUCAAUUGCUCAUCGCAGUUAACGUUGGGCAGUGUAAAGUGAAAGAUUGAAAAAAAUAAAUAAGAAAUUAUUUUGUGAAACUUUUUAGUGUGCAACUCAACCAAAAAAACUAAAUAAAUACAAUGGCUUCCGUUAAGGAUAAUCUUAUGUCGCAAGUUGCCGAAGUCUUGCCUUCAAGUGGCAAUAAAAUCACCAUUGUUGGCAUCGGUCAAGUAGGCAUGGCUUGCGCCUUCAGUAUUCUCGCACAAAAUGUCUCAAACGAAAUUUGUCUUAUGGAUGUCUUCGCCGAUAAACUUAUGGGUGAAAUGUUGGAUUUACAACACGGAUCCAAUUUCUUGAAGAAUCCAAAAAUCACCGCCAGCACUGACUUUGCUGCAUCGGUUGGUUCACGUUUGUGCAUUGUAACCGCUGGUGUACGUCAAAAGGAGGGCGAAUCACGUCUCUCAUUGGUGCAACGUAACACAGAUAUUUUGAAGAAUAUCAUUCCAAAGUUGGUUGAAUACAGCCCUGACACCAUUUUGAUGAUGGUCUCAAAUCCCGUCGAUAUUAUGACUUAUGUUGCCUGGAAAUUGUCUGGCUUGCCAAAGAAUCGUGUCAUUGGCAGUGGCACCAAUUUGGAUUCAUCUCGUUUCCGUUUCUUAAUGUCACAACGUUUAAAUGUUGCACCCACAUCUUGCCACGGCUGGAUUAUUGGUGAGCACGGUGAUAGCUCAGUGCCAGUCUGGUCCGGUGUUAACAUUGCUGGUGUACGCUUGCGUGAAUUGAACCCCAAUAUUGGUAGUGUUGAAGAUCCAGAGAAGUGGAAUGAAGUACACAAACAAGUUGUUGACUCGGCCUAUGAAGUUAUCAGGUUGAAGGGUUAUACCUCAUGGGCUAUUGGUUUGAGUGUCGCUGCAUUGGCUUCUUCAAUCCUAAGAAAUAGCAGCAGUGUUGUCGCUGUAUCCACUUCUGUUAUGGGCGAACAUGGCAUUGAUAAGGAUGUCUUCUUGUCCUUACCUUGUGUCUUGAACUCCAAUGGUGUUACUUCUAUUGUCAAGCAAAUUUUGACUCAAACUGAAGUCGACCAAUUGCAGAAAUCGGCCAAUAUUAUGUCCGAAGUACAAAAUGGACUUCAAUUUUAAGUUUUAAGAGUAAUAAAUUUCACAACUAAAGAAUCCUUAUAAAGUAAAAAUAAAAUUGGUUUAAAAUUUAUUUCAAUUUACACACAAACGUGCUAGAUUUGCAUGUCCUUAGUUUGUUAAGAAAUUAAAGUUGAAACAGUGAAAUAAAUU